UCCAAGGGACAGGCACAAUAUGAGAUGCAUGGGAGUCUGAGCAAAGCUGGAACAGGGUAUCAUUCAGUGCUGUAGGUUGCUCUGCAGACCUUGUUUUCUGGAGGGAAACUGAGGGGCUGGACACAGGAGACGGACACAGGAAUUCCAGGUCACAAGGGCUCCUGUGGCAGAACAGUAUUGGCUGGGUUGGGCUGGUAUUCCAACCUCUCGCUCUCAUGGUUAUGAGUACGAAAGAGUAGCACCAAGGAGGGAGUAAACAUAAAGAAAAGGAAAACUCUCUGAAGCACCUUCAGGCUUGUGUUUUGCUUCAGUGGUCAACUUCCGACCUGACUACCUCAUGAUGGGAUCAUCUGUGCUAACUUGUUCGCUGCUGCUGGUUUCCACUUUGGGAAAUAAUUUUGUCCUGGUGUCUGGAGGUUGCUCAGGGAAAUGCUGCAGAGGUAGAGACUUGAGCUGUCUGACCACUGACUGGAGGAUGGAUAGAGUGUAUGGGACAUGCUACUGCGAUGAGGGCUGCGUCAGGACCAAGGACUGCUGCUUCGACUACUUCACUGAGUGCCCAGCUCAGGACUGUGCAGUGAGCAACUGGAGCUUCUGGAGCGGAUGUGCCAAGCCCUGCAAACCCUCAGUGCGAGUCCGUGUCCGACACGUAGAGCAGCAGCCAGGUAACAGCGGAGAGCCCUGUCCCAGCCUGCAGGAACAGAGUGGCUGCAGGGAGUACAGAGACCACCAGGGUGGACCCUGUGGACUCCACUCAGGUCCUGCAUUCAUCACCAGUGCGGAGUUUGGCAAAGGAAGGCCCAAACAUGACAACUAUGGAAACCCUCUCGACCCUGGGUUUUGUGUUGAAUUCACACUGGAGUCCCGGACACCCCACUGUACGGUGCAGAACCGGCCUCACACACACUGGAUGCGCUACAUAACCGAGGGCUUUAAAGUGUGUGUGGCAUGUGAGCCUCCUGCCAUGCGAAACAACAGUGGCAGCUGCCAAGGAGACGGUCAGGAAUCAGAGAAAGAGGCUGUGCUCCACUGGCAGGCAGUAGGGAACCAUCAGUGCAGCGGCACAUGGAAGAAGAUCCAGAGAACCCAGCAGUGCAACUGUCCACCCCAGCACAGCUUCGUCUUCAUCUGAUCACAAACUACGGACCACAGAAAACCAUGAACUGGUGUCUACAAUACCAUCUCAUUAAUGAAACGGAAACACUCAGAUCACAUGUCUGAACCCAGUAAGAACAGAUUUAAGCCAUACCAUUGUUACAAUGUAAAUGUUUAUAAAAAUAUGCUACACAUUGCUUUAUAAUUAACUUUCAAAUAACUAGUCUUGAUGCACAUUUCCAUUGU
Labrus bergylta (ballan wrasse) is the source of this 1341-nucleotide messenger RNA. RefSeq names its product somatomedin-B and thrombospondin type-1 domain-containing protein. The record is from RefSeq and is a predicted model, not a curated record. Lineage: Eukaryota; Metazoa; Chordata; Actinopteri; Labriformes; Labridae.